Striga hermonthica is the source of this 2160-nucleotide messenger RNA. Lineage: Eukaryota; Viridiplantae; Streptophyta; Magnoliopsida; Lamiales; Orobanchaceae. The record is from the annotation of a GenBank genome assembly.
AUGGGGAAGCUUGGUAAGAAGGCAAGAAAAUUUGCGAAGAAACAUCUUCAAUCUGUGCUGAGGAAUAGGCGAAAAACAAAGGCUUUAUUCAAGAAGAAAGCUCGCAAAGGCGCUCCAAAUGAUACUGAGGAACCACUGGACAAUCAAUUGAGUGUCUCUAAUGGAAGGAACACGGAAUCAGAAGACAUAGGAAAUAUUUCUCUUGAUGCGGUGUUCAUGGAAAAUGCAACUGAUGAGGUUGAAGAUGCUUCAGACAGUGAUGGUUAUCUUUCAGAGGACUCAGGCUACCCAUAUGAUGUGGAAACUGAGAGUGAUGAAACUCCAGAAGGUGAAAUAGCUAGGAGUACCUUCUCGGCUCAGAAUAAGGAACUUCAAGCUGAUCUGGCCAUUCAAAAGAAAAAGUUAGAUAGACUGAGAAAGAAGGAUCCAGAAUUCAGUAAAUUCUUAGAAAGCUUUAGUAACAGUGCCGAAUCAAUUCAAAAUGAAGACGAGUACUCAGAUGAAGAUGAGUCAAGUGAUCAAGAGGACCAAGGUGAAGAUACCCCAUCCAAAGACAAAAGGAAACUCUUGACCAAUCGUGUCAUAAAUACAUGGUGCCAAAUGAUAAAAGAAGAUCCUAACCAGUCAGCCUUCAUUAGUCUACUAAAUGCUUACCGCACGGUUUCUCACUAUGGGACAGGCUCGAUUGGUCAUAAUAUUGAGGACAGUGAAACCUUUUGCAACAUUCUGGUUUUCACACUCACUAAUGCUGAUGAUGUAUUUCGUGGCCUAACCGAGAUAUCAUCUUCUAAGAACGCCAAAGAGACGUUAUUGAAACUCAAGAAAACAUCAAAAUGGAAAGAUUUGAAACCACUGAUCAAAUCUUACCUGAGAAGUUCACUGUAUCUUUUAAAUCAGGCUACGGACUCGGACAUCUUAGUUUUUGCCAUUACAAGGCUCAGGGCUUCUCUGCUAUUCUUUUUUGCCUUUCCAUCACUGAUCGAUCGACUUAUUAAGGCUGCUGUGCAUUUGUGGGCGACUAGUGGAGCAAUAUUAUCAUCAGCUUCCUUUCUAAUCAUACGGGACAUUGCUGCUAUGUCUAGUUCCAAUUAUUUUGACACCUGCUUAUCUAAAGCUUUUGCAGCCUUCAUCUCAUUUUCUAGAGUAACAGAAAUAUCAGACAUCAGACAAAUGCAACUUAUGAGGGAUUGUGUCGUUGAAUUGUGUUCUAUAGACGUGCAAAAAUCAUCCGUUAAGGCUCUGGCAUCUUUGAGUCAGUUGGCGCAGAUAGUGAGCUGGGGGAUGCAAACAAAAAAGAAGGAAGCUCUCGGCAAGAUAUGCAGCUGGGAAUAUGUGAAUUGCAUUGAUGUGUGGGUUAGGUUCAUAUCGGCCAACAUAAGCGACUAUGAUAUUCAGUCUUUGUUAUUUAUGACGACCCAGAUCAUAAAUGGUGUGGCAUAUAUGUUUCCUGGCCCGAGAUAUUUCCCAUUGAGGCUCAAGUGUGUCGAGUGGCUCAAUUGUCUUGCUAGUUCCAGUGGAAAUUUUAUUCCACUUGCCUCUUUGGUGUUGGAUAUUUUGGAAUAUAAGGUUGGCAAGGAGGGCAAAACCGCUGGGAAUGCCUUUGAUGUUGCAUCACUCUUGAAGUUGCCCAAACAUUAUCUGAAAACAAGAAGCUUCCAAGAUGAAUGCUUUCACUUGGCUGCUGAGCAACUGUCGUCACACUUUGCUCAGUGGAGUUACCACAUCUCGUUCCCUGAUCUAGCAACCAUUCCAUUAGCUCGUUUGAGAAAGAUCCACGAGAUCAUGACUAUUGAAAGCUUGAAACGUACGUUGAAACGUUUUAUUGAUCAGGUGGAGCAAAAUGUGGUCUAUGUUCAGACAAAAAGAGAUGAGGUAUCUUUCUCUCCGCACGAUCACCAAUCCGUGGAUUCGUUUAUGCAGCUCGAAAAGUCUAGCCUUAAUGCCCCAUUUACCCAAUAUUACAAGAGUAUGCUCGACAAGGCUGCUGAAAGAAAGUUUCAUAAAUCUGCAAAUAUAAGUGCGCAAAAGCAGAAGAAAUCGAAAAGAAAAAAAGCAGAGCCUAAACAAAAAGCACAAGGUGUCGAAGAAAAUCAACAAACCGGAGUAAUAGUUGAAAAUGGAACUGCUACAGGUAAUAAACGACGAAAAAGUGAAACCUAA